AUGUCUGCCGAAAGCACCCCAGCUUUAACUAUACAACACAAUCGGUUCCUCCUGAACGGUAAGCCAUUGCUUUUCCGCGGUGUCGUCUAUCAGAUCCCUUUUCGCAGCCGAGCCAUCAUCAAGCCUUCUACGCUGCCUCCUAAGGAGCGCUACACUGACCGGGAUCCUCUCAACGAUGCCCGUCUGGCCGAGCUUGAGCGAGACGUUGAGCUCUUUCGAGAGCUGGGCAUCAAUGCCAUCUGGGUCUACACCGUCUGCCUCAAUGUCUCGCACGACAGGUGCAUGAAGCUACUCAGUGACAACGGGAUAUAUGUUUUCGUUGGCUGCUCCGCUCCUGGCGUGGGGGAGAGUGUGAACCGCCUGACGCCGCAUGGUUCGUACUCAAGAUCGCUGUUGGACCGGUACUAUGGCGUGGUGGAUGCUUUUGCAGGCUACGACAACUUGGCGGGCUUCUCGGUGGCGGAUCAUGUUGUUAACAAUGCUCAGGCCACCAAGGCGGCCGAGGUGAUCAAGGCGCUUGUCAGAGAUGUUAAAGGCUACAUGAGGGCAAGGACGGAGAAAACUGGAGGCAGAACAGUGCCGGUCGGGCUUGUCGACGAGGAGUGGGCAGCCACUCAGGUGCCAAGCUUCGACUACUACAUGUCCGGAAGCCCGGAAGAGAGGGUCGAUUUCUACGCACUCGUCAACUUCAGUUGGGGCUUAGGCAAGUUGCAGGGCGAAGUCAAGGAAGACAUAUUGGUGCGGAAGUUCUCAGGGUCAAAGGUACCGAUCCUCGUGGCCGAGUACGGGGCCAAUACCGAACGGCCAAGGACAUUCGAAGAGACGAAGGUGUUGUAUGGCGAACGACUGUGCCAGAUAUUCUCGGGCGGGUUCGCCUAUGAGUUCUUCGAAGCAGCGAAUCGGUACGGGCUCGUCAAGGACAACGGGGGGGACCUGACUAGACUGGAAGAUUUCGAGCAAUAUCGCCGGCGUCUCCAGGAAACUGCUGGGGCGGACCGAGGCUUGAUGACACCGGGGCCAGAUGCGACAGAGGGAGGCGAGGCUUUGUUCCCGUCUGUGUCUGAAAACUGGUUGGCCAUCAGUACGUUGCCUUCGAGGCCGUUGUAA
This is a messenger RNA of Cyphellophora europaea CBS 101466, 1107 nucleotides long. RefSeq lists its product as uncharacterized. Gene Ontology annotation, cellular component: fungal-type cell wall; cytoplasm. Bases 1 to 1107 code for a protein of 368 amino acids. Gene Ontology annotation, molecular function: 1,3-beta-glucanosyltransferase activity. Gene Ontology annotation, biological process: fungal-type cell wall (1->3)-beta-D-glucan biosynthetic process. The record is from RefSeq and is a predicted model, not a curated record. The transcript has a single exon. NCBI's taxonomy places the organism in Eukaryota, Fungi, Ascomycota, Eurotiomycetes, Chaetothyriales, Cyphellophoraceae.